AUGAGGCACAUACAGCCCCUGAGCACCUUACUCUUGGUAUUUGCCAAACUCAUCACCGUCAGAGCUAGUGAAACGAUGACAAAUGUUUCAAACCUUGAGCUUAAUGGCAUCGACAUCAGCGCCAGCAAAAUGAGGCAUAUAAAAGGGGUGUCUUUGAUGUUAUCCAGUCUGUGUCUUGUUAAUACUCUUUCCCAACACAAGCAAGUAUUGAAGCUACCUUGUCUUUAUAACUUUGCAAGCUUUAAAAAAUCAACCCACUUUCCAUUUUUCAAUCUAUCUCAAAUGUCUUCCACAUCGUAUUUCGUCACUGGCGGUAACAGAGGCAUUGGUCUCGCACUGGUCAAAGAGUUGAGCUCCGACGCGAAAAACACCGUUGUUGCUACUGCUAGAGAACCAAACUCUGCCAAUGACCUAAAAGACUGGGCUGUAAAGCAUCCUAAUGUGAAAAUCGUGCAGUUGGAUGUCUCUUCGAGCAAGAGCGUCGAGGCCGCCGCUGAGGAAACUGCAGCACUCUUGCCUGACGGGCUAGACGUGCUGGUGUCAAACGCUGGGGUCCUUAAGGACAUUGGCAAGUACUUGGACCACCCAGAUGAACUUUACAUCGAGCAGUUCAACGUUAACGCUGUGGGUCCAGUUAGAUUAGUAAGAGCGUUCAAACCCUUGCUGGACAAGAAGGACACAAGAGAGGUCGCCGUGGUGUCUUCUCUAGUUGGAUCUCUAAACGUCGAGCUACCAGUCGGGUUUUCGGGUUACGGAGUUUCCAAAGCUGCCGCCAACUAUAUUGUGAAAGGUUUGAUUCAAGAACUUUCUCCCGAGGGCUACAGUCUUGUGGCGGUCCACCCUGGUCUUGUAGGGAGCGACAUGGGAGACGACACGUUCGUGCAGCUGGGCAACGAGGUCUCGGGCCAAUUGAAAAGCGCGCUGCCGCUGCUCACUCCUGGAGAGUCUGCCAAAGCCAUUAAAGAGAACGUAUUGACGGACUUGAAGGCCAAAAAUGCAGGUAAGUUUUUGAGCUACGAAGGUUCUGAGCUUCCAUGGUGA
Lachancea meyersii CBS 8951 is the source of this 1041-nucleotide messenger RNA. The record is from the annotation of a GenBank genome assembly. Lineage: Eukaryota; Fungi; Ascomycota; Saccharomycetes; Saccharomycetales; Saccharomycetaceae.